This is a messenger RNA of Dendrobium catenatum, 2619 nucleotides long. Its product is annotated as pentatricopeptide repeat-containing protein At5g16420, mitochondrial. The record is from RefSeq and is a predicted model, not a curated record. NCBI's taxonomy places the organism in Eukaryota, Viridiplantae, Streptophyta, Magnoliopsida, Asparagales, Orchidaceae. The coding region runs from base 53 to 1714 and encodes 553 amino acids. The transcript has a single exon. Gene Ontology annotation, molecular function: protein binding.
GCUCAGUAAAUUAAUUAAUAAAAUACAAAUUUACACACAUUGCUUCCCAUUGAUGUUUACCGGAAAUAUCAUCUCAAAGGCCCAAAUGCACCGGCGGCCGCCGGUGCUGCACUUCCACCUCCGACCUCUUUCCACAGUCGUCGACCUCGCCCACCUCUCCUCCCCAAUCAAUCUUGACCAUCUGGCCUCCAUAACCUCUAACUCCGAUCUCCUCGCCUCCUACAACAUCACCCCUCCCAUUCGCCCAUGGCCCUCUCGCCUCACUCCCGGCCGCCUCGCAUCCAUGAUCCGCCGUGCCGCGGACCCCAACCUCGCUCUCCGCAUCUUUCACCACGCCGCCUACUUCCACCGUGGCUUCUCCCCAACCUACUCUUCCUACCACGCCAUUAUUGAUCGCCUUGCCCGUGCCCGCGCCUUCGAUCUACUUACCCCAAUCCUUUCGUCCCUACGCCGUUCCGGCAUCCGGUGCGGCGAAGACGCCUUCAUUUCGCUCAUCCGCGCAUUCUCUCUCUCGUCACGCCCGUCUGACGCCCUUCGCGUCUUUCUUUCCAUUCCUUCCUUUCGUGUUCAGCGAUCUGUGCGUUCUUUCAAUGCUCUCCUUAACGCCAUGGUUCAAAACCGCCGGCUUCGCCUUGUGCCCCCUCUCUUCCGCAGCUGCCACUCUAAGUUUGGCAUCAUCCCUAAUGUUUGCUCUUGUAACAUUCUGUUGAAGGCUUUAUGUGGUGUCCAUGAUCUGGCUGGCGCACACAAGGUACUCGAUGAAAUGCCUGGUAUUGGGAUUGUCCCCAAUAUUGUAUCUUAUACUACGUUAAUUGCUGGACACUGUUCUGACGGCGAUAUUGGUGGUGCCAAGGGGCUCUUUGAUUUGAUUGUAAGCCAUGGGUUGAUGCCGGAUGUUACCACAUAUACAGUGCUUAUUGAUGGUUAUUGCCGCAAGGGUUUUAUCGUCGAUGCCGCCCGUCUUAUGGAUGAAAUGGAGUUGCAAGGCGUGGCGCCUAAUGAUGUGACCUACACUGUCAUGAUCGAGGCAUGCUGCAAGGAGAGGAAAGCGGGGGAAGCUCUGAAUUUGAUCAGUAGUAUGCUGGAUUCAAAGUUUGUACCAACCUCAAAUCUCUGUUGUAAAGUUAUUGAUGCUCUCUGUGAAGAUGGGAAAGUGGAAGGUGCUUGUUCGACAUGGAAAAAGCUUCUGAAGAAUAAUGUUACUCCUGAUAACUCCAUCUCCAGCACCUUGAUAUAUUGGUUAUGCAAGAAAGGGAUGAUUUCGGAGGCAAGGAAGCUCUUUGAUGAGUUUGAAAGUGGAUUCAUUCCUAGUUUAUUGACUUAUAACACACUCAUCUCUGGCAUGUGCGAGAAUGGGGAGUUGCAGGAGGCGGGGAGGCUGUGGGAUGAUAUGGUUGAGAGGAGGUGUGCCCCUAAUGUCUUUACAUACAACGUGCUAAUUAAUGGAUUCUGCAAGGCAGGGAAGCCAAGGGAGGGGAUUAGGAUUUUAGGGGAGAUGAUGGAGAGCAUGUGCGUUCCCAAUAAGUUUACAUAUAGUGUUUUGAUUGAUGGCCUUCACAAGUUAGGAGAUAUAGAGGAGAUUGUUAAGUUGCUUCAAAAGGCUACCUCCAAAAGUGAAUUUCUUGAUGGGGAAAUUUGGAAUGUUUUCGUUACCAAGAUGCUUUCUGAUAGUAAUCAAUGGAGGGAGGAUCUCAUUGUGUUGUUGGAAACAUAGAUAUGGAUUUGAUGUUCAUUUGCUUGAGGUGACUGGACUUUGACUUCUAUGGAUUGGAUGACGCAUGUUUGGGGUUUUUGGUGUUUUGCUCAUUUAUUUAUUAGUUGAAUGUGAGAUGAGGAGCAUCUUUUGGCUUUGUUUGUGACAGUUUUCUUAUUGCUUAUUAUUAGAAAUUUUUAGUAAAAAAAAUUAUUUUUUACUAAAAAUUUGCUUUAAUAGAUAGCAAGAAAGCUGUAUCAAACAAAACCUUAACUUAUAAUCUCAAGUAGCAAGAUGACAUUGCUUCACUGGGACUUUUAGGUUGACGGAUGAAAAUGUUACUGUACUGGUGGCAUGCUUGGUUUGUAUUUUGGUGCUGCCUGCAGUCAUCAGACCUGUAUAAAUGGAUAUUUUCAUAAUCGCUUAUGGUUUUCGUUUUACUGAUCAUGAACCAUGCACACGGGAAUGAAUCAGAAAUUGCAAUUUUAUUUUAUUAAAGUAGAGAGCCAUGGCUUUCAAGACUCAACGAUGCUGUAAGCUUGCCACAUCUCUCCUGCCUUCAAUCUGUACAUUGUGUGACCUACAGUUGGUACGUAUUGUUACUUCAUUCUGAAAUCGUUUUGAUGGUCAUAAUGAAGAAAGCUUUCUCAUGGUUUUAGAAAAUCUUUAAAUAGUUUUUUUCCAAGAAACAUCAGCUACUGUAUUACAUGACUAUCAGUUAGUAUGUUUUGUGCUGGUGGAACUGGAUAGGUUGUGCUAGUUGCAGUUGGUUCUUCCAGUUGGUUUUACGUAAGCAGACGUGAUUGGUUAUUGUUAAGGAUUGGAACCUCUUCUUUCGUGAUAAAUCAUGUCAAUCAUCUUACUUUGUAAGAUUUAAAAUGAGUUUUGUACUUGGUGAUUUUAAUGAAGUUUGAGGAGUUGUUAUA